Messenger RNA from Myotis brandtii (Brandt's bat), 2727 nucleotides. It is a transcript of the gene VAV1, whose product is annotated as vav 1 guanine nucleotide exchange factor. Bases 1 to 2472 code for a protein of 823 amino acids. Gene Ontology annotation, cellular component: cytoplasm. Lineage: Eukaryota; Metazoa; Chordata; Mammalia; Chiroptera; Vespertilionidae. Gene Ontology annotation, molecular function: guanyl-nucleotide exchange factor activity; protein binding. Gene Ontology annotation, biological process: intracellular signal transduction; cell migration; regulation of GTPase activity. The transcript is spliced from 27 exons. The record is from RefSeq and is a predicted model, not a curated record.
AUGGGGCUGGACCAGGGUGGAGGCAGAGAGGGGAGGGGUGAGCAGAGGGCGGAUUUUGAGUACUUUGAGGUGUUACUGCUCAAGGGUUGGUGCCGGGUGCUGCCGCCCAGCCACCGCGUGACCUGGGACGGGGCCCAGGUGUGCGAGCUGGCGCAAGCCCUGCGGGAUGGGGUCCUUCUCUGCCAGCUGCUUAACAACCUGCAGCCCCACGCCAUCAACUUACGCGAGGUCAACCUGCGUCCCCAGAUGUCCCAGUUCCUGUGCCUUAAGAACAUCCGCACCUUCUUGUCUACCUGCUGUGAGAAGUUUGGCCUCAAGAGGAGUGAGCUCUUUGAGGCCUUUGACCUCUUCGAUGUGCAGGACUUCGGGAAGGUCAUCUACACCCUGUCCGCCCUGUCCUGGACCCCGAUUGCCCAGAACAAGGGGAUCAUGCCCUUCCCCACAGAGGAGGAGAGUGUGGGGGAUGAAGACAUCUACAGCGGCCUGUCCGACCAGAUUGACGACACCGUGGAGGAGGAUGAGGACCUGUAUGACUGCGUGGAGAACGAGGAGGCCGAGGGCGACGAGAUCUAUGAGGACCUCAUGCGCUCGGAGCCGGUGCCCAUGCCGCCCAAGAUGACAGAUUAUGACAAGCGGUGCUGCUGCCUGCGAGAGAUCCAGCAGACGGAGGAGAAGUACACGGACACACUAGGCUCCAUCCAACAGCACUUCAUGAAGCCCCUGCAGCGGUUCCUCAAACCUGAAGACAUAGAGAUCAUCUUCAUCAACAUCGAGGACCUGCUUCGUGUGCACACUCACUUCCUAAAGGAGAUGAAGGAAGCCCUGGCCACCACCAGUGCACCUACCCUCUACCAGGUCUUCAUCAAAUACAAGGAGAGGUUCCUCAUCUAUGGCCGCUACUGCAGCCAGGUGGAGUCGGCCAGCAAGCACCUGGACCGCGUGGCCAGCGCCCGGGAGGAUGUACAGAUGAAGCUGGAGGAAUGUUCUCAGCGAGCAAACAAUGGGAGGUUCACCUUGCGGGACCUGCUGAUGGUGCCAAUGCAGCGAGUACUCAAGUACCACCUCCUUCUCCAGGAGCUGGUGAAACACACGCAGGACGCAAUGGAGAAGGAGAAUCUGCGGCUUGCCCUGGAUGCAAUGAGGGACCUGGCGCAGUGUGUGAAUGAGGUCAAGCGGGACAAUGAGACGCUGAGGCAGAUCACCAACUUCCAGCUGUCUAUUGAGAACCUGGACCAGUCUCUGGCCCACUAUGGCCGGCCCAAGAUCGAUGGGGAACUCAAGAUCACCUCCGUGGAGCGCCGCUCCAAGACAGACAGGUACGCCUUCCUGCUCGACAAAGCCCUGCUCAUCUGCAAGCGCCGAGGGGACUCCUACGACCUCAAGGACUUUGUGAACCUGCACAGCUUCCAGGUUCGAGAUGACUCUUCGGGAGAGCGUGACAACAAGAAGUGGACUCACAUGUUUCUCCUGAUCGAGGACCAAGGUGCUCAGGGCUAUGAGCUGUUCUUCAAGACGCGAGAACUGAAGAAGAAGUGGAUGGAACAGUUCGAGAUGGCCAUCUCCAACAUCUACCCUGAGAAUGCCACAGCCAACGGGCACGACUUCCAGAUGUUCUCCUUCGAGGAGACCACAUCCUGCAAGGCUUGCCAGAUGCUGCUGAGAGGCACCUUCUACCAGGGCUACCGUUGUCAUCGGUGCCGGGCACCUGCACACAAAGAGUGUCUGGGGAGGGUCCCUCCCUGUGGCCGCCAUGGGCAAGAUUUUGCUGGAACUAUGAAGAAGGAUAGGCUACAUCGCCGGGCUCAGGACAAAAAGAAGAAUGAGCUGGGGCUGCCCAAGAUGGAGGUUUGCCAGGAGUACUACGGGAUUCCUCCACCCCCGGGAGCCUUGGGACCUUUUCUACGGCUCAACCCCGGAGACAUCGUGGAACUCACCAAGGCCGAGGCUGAGCAGAACUGGUGGGAGGGCAGGAAUACAGCUACCAAUGAAGUUGGCUGGUUUCCCUGUAACAGGGUCAAGCCCUACGUGCAUGGUCCCCCUCAGGACCUGUCAGUUCAUCUCUGGUACAAUGUUGAGGUCAAGCACAUUAAAAUCAUGACAGCGGAAGGACUGUACCGGAUCACAGAAAAGAAGGCCUUCCGGGGGCUGGCGGAGCUGGUGGAGUUUUACCAGCAGAACUCCCUGAAGGAUUGCUUCAAGUCGCUGGACACCACCCUGCAGUUCCCUUUCAAGGAGCCCGAGAGGAGAGCCAUAAGCAAACCCACAGCGGGAAGCACCAAGUAUUUUGGCACAGCCAAAGUCCGCUAUGACUUCUGCGCCAGGGACCGAUCCGAGCUGAACCUCAAGGAGGGUGACAUUGUCAAGAUCCUUAAGAAGAAAGGGCAACAAGGCUGGUGGCGAGGGGAGAUCUAUGGCCGGAUUGGCUGGUUCCCCUCUAACUAUGUGGAGGAGGAUUAUUCUGAGUACUGCUAGCUCUGGCACACCGGCAGGAGGGCGAGAAGCUGCAGGCUGUGAGUCCAAGACGAGCAGGCUGCGUGGCCAGGGGCUGUGACAGGUCCCAGCGGGCGGAGAAUCCGAGAUGGACUACGAGGGCCUGCGUCCAGUUGACGGGGCUUCUGGGGCGAUGCCCGGCCAUGGUUAAUUUAUAACACACUGAUUUCCCCUGGGGUCUCCUCGGGAAGGUGGGGCUCAAGGCAACCGCUUUGAAUAAAAUGAUGAAUGGAGGGA